This is a messenger RNA of Pogona vitticeps (central bearded dragon), 1174 nucleotides long. RefSeq names its product ALK and LTK ligand 1 (gene ALKAL1). The record is from RefSeq and is a predicted model, not a curated record. Gene Ontology annotation, biological process: positive regulation of ERK5 cascade; positive regulation of ERK1 and ERK2 cascade. Gene Ontology annotation, molecular function: receptor tyrosine kinase binding; receptor signaling protein tyrosine kinase activator activity. NCBI's taxonomy places the organism in Eukaryota, Metazoa, Chordata, Lepidosauria, Squamata, Agamidae.
AGGCAGCGACCCCGAGGCAGCUCGGCUUCUGGUUUUGUUUGGUUUUUGUUUCCCGCGCGCCGGCAGCCGCACGUGCCUUUGCCACCAAUCCCGAGACGGGGGCCGCCGAGGCCGACCUUUUAAGGGACGCUCCGACCCGGCUUGGCGCGUCGUCGUCUUCUUCCUCUCUUCGCCCCCAGGCUGCGGGGCGACCGCCGGCCUCAGCAUGUGGGGAUAGCUGAGGGCGCACAGGGGCAGGAGGCUAACCGCCGGGCGCCUGCCGCCGUCUCUCUCUCUCUCUCUUCCCUCAGGAGGCCGAGAGAUGCCACGGCCCAAGAAAUGCCGUCGCCACCACCAUCACCUCCACCUCCACGCGCUGCCGGCCUUGUUCUUCUUCCUCCUCUUCCCUUCGGGAGGGACGACCCGGGUGGAGGGCAGCAGCGCCGGCGCUCCGAGCAGGGCCAGGGAGCCCCAGUUCCCAGCCGGGGACAAGAAGACGCUGCUCGAGCUCCUGCUCAAAGCCCUCGCGGAGAGCAGCAGCAGCAGCCGCCACCAGGCGCAUCCUCAUCCCGUCGGGCCACAACGGGUGAUCGCCCGGCGCUACACCAACGGCGGCGCCUUUUCCCCCUCGGGGUCUGUGGAUCAAGAAGCGAGGCUGGUCUCCGCCUCCUCUUCUUCCUCUUCUUCCAGGGAGAGAGUAUCUGGACACACUUCCAGGUUCUUCACCUCUUCCAGACACUCAGAAGUAUUUCCAAGAGAUUCCAACUUAAAGGACAAAUUCAUCAAACACUUUACAGGUCCGGUCACAUUUUCAGCUGAAUGUAGUAAGCAUUUUCAUCGGCUAUAUCAUAAUACGCGGGAUUGUUCAACACCAGCCUAUUACAAAAGGUGUGCAAGAUUGCUGACAAGGUUAGCAAUGAGUCCACUGUGUACCCAGCCAUAGAAGUCCUGUUUUGUGAACAAUAAUACAGUGACUGGUCUUUUUGACUUUCCUGCUAAGACUGAACUCUGGCUUGCCAAGAAAGUGCCUUGAAAACUAUCCCAAGACAAUGAAGAAGACAUCAUGAUCUUUUUGAUUUACAGCAUAUUUUGCUACUAGAUUCAUUUUAUUUUCAUAUAUGUUGGACAUUCCACAUUUGUGUAAAAGGAACAUAUUUUAUUUGAAUGUGUAAAUAUGUUGCCUAUAGCUCAAAUA